AUGACUAGAUGGGGGCUUUGUCCUUCAGACUGGGAUCGUUCGGUGUGCAACCCGAGUGAUGCAGCUUGCCAGUGCCAUACUCCUGAAGGUAUUGCCGGAGUAUGCGCCAGCAUCGGCCUCGAGAACGCCGCGGGUGCACUGGCUGCAGUCAUGCAUUUCGGUGCGGUGAAGUACAUCUUCGCUGUUGGCAUAUUGGCGGCUGGUCAAGCGAGUACUCUCACCGGUACUUUGGCUGGCCAAUACGUGAUGGAAGGAUUCAUGAGGUGGAAGAUUCCAAUGUGGUUCCGUGUGCUCAUCACUAGAACGAUCGCACUAGGACCGGCCCUAGCAUUCGCUAUCCUGCAGGGUGAAAUCAGAGCCAUGAAUGGAGUCAACGCGUGGUUGAACAUUCUUCAGUCGAUUCAGCUUCCGUUCGCUUUGUUGCCAGUGCUGCACUUCUCGAUGAGCCGUGAAGUGUUGGGAAGAUUCGUCAUCGGCCGCUUCUGGACAGCCGUAAUGUGGAUUCUUGCGUGCCUAGUAAUUGGUGUCAACUUCUAUCUGGUUAUUGAGACUAUCAUCCCUCUGAAUUGGCCAUGGUACGUUUGGGCAAUCCUCGCCAUCGUGGCAUGCCUCUAUCUUUGGCUGUGCAUUUCUUGUGUCAAGGAAGAUCUGAUGGGUGCCGCUAGGAAGGUUUUCGGUCGAUGUGCUGCUUCCAUAGAAUCAAGACUUUUCGUAUCCGGUAUUCACUGUGUCCAAUCUACUUUUGUUUUGUACAUAUCUUGGCGUACGUCAUGCGGAUCGCAAAAACUGCCUCGUCUUAUGAAGUUCGGAUCUUAG
This is a messenger RNA of Perkinsus marinus ATCC 50983, 816 nucleotides long. RefSeq names its product natural resistance-associated macrophage protein 1, putative. Gene Ontology annotation, biological process: metal ion transport. Gene Ontology annotation, cellular component: membrane. NCBI's taxonomy places the organism in Eukaryota, Perkinsozoa, Perkinsida, Perkinsidae. The record is from RefSeq and is a predicted model, not a curated record. Gene Ontology annotation, molecular function: manganese ion transmembrane transporter activity; cadmium ion transmembrane transporter activity. Bases 1 to 816 code for a protein of 271 amino acids. The transcript is spliced from 7 exons.